AUGUGCAAAACAAGCGCUCCUGUGCGCUGGUACGCAGAGCGCAUGCGUCAAUGUUGCUGAAGGCCCGUGGCUAGCUAGCGUGCUAAUCCAACAUUCGGGACGUUACAGAGAUUUUCAUAAUAAAUAACCUCGUGAAAGCUGUUUUUAUCCGUUCGUACGCCACCUAAUUCUGGGUUGGUCCGGCUCACACCCAGCAUGUCAUUCCCCCCUCAUUUAAACCGGCCGUUGUUGCCACCUCCCGGGAUGCCCCAUCAGUUUGCUGGCUUCCCCUCAGGAACUCCAAUGAUCCCAGUUCAUGUCGGCAUCAUGACCCCCACCUCUGCAGUGAUGAUGCCUUCUAUGCAUGUGAUCAGUAAGCCUGCAAUUCAUAAAAAGGAAAUAUUGAGAGUCAAAGACAACAAUGAGAACAGCGGCCCCACCACCACAGUGUUUGUGGGGAACAUAUCAGAGAAAGCUUCAGACAUGCUGAUCAGACAGCUGCUCGCGAAAUGCGGAAUUGUUCUUAGUUGGAAGAGAGUCCAAGGAGCCUCUGGCAAACUUCAAGCCUUUGGGUUUUGUGAGUACAAGGAGCCAGAGUCCACAUUGCGAGCACUGCGGCUGCUUCAUGACCUGCCGAUUGGAGAAAAAAAUUUGUUGGUGAAGGUGGAUGCCAAGACUAAAGCUCAGCUGGAGGAGUGGAAGGCCAAAAAAAAGACCACGAAUGGGAAUAAGAAGGCUGAAGAUGGAGAUGAUGAUGAAGAGGUUUUAGAUGAGGAAACAAAGAAGAAGGAUCAGAUUAUUAAAGGUGCUAUCGAUGGAUUGAUGAGGGAAUAUGCAGCAGAACUCAACGCGCCUUCACAGGAUGAAGACUCUCAGCGACGAAAGAGGAAAAGGGAGAAAAAAGAAGAGGAUGACAUUAACACUAUUGAUAUGGAGGACGACAAGAGAGACCUGAUUUCCAGAGAAAUUAGUAAAUUUCGAGACACUCACAAGAAACUAGAAGAAGAGAAGGACAAAAGGGAGAAGGAGCGGCUGGAGUUCGAGCGGGAACGGAGGGAUCGGGAAAAAGAACGAGAGCGGGAAAGAGAGCGACGGGACCGCGAGAGGGAGAAGGAGCGUGAGAGGGAAAGAGAGCGGGCGAGUGACCGAGACAAAGACCGCGACCGCAGGACCAGAGAAAGAGAGCGAGAAAGAGACUGGGAGCGAGACCGAAGCCGCGACAGGACCCCAGAACCCAGCCGAUCCAGGGAGGUCAGUCGAGACCGAGACAGGGAAAAGAAACGAGACCAAGAAGAUGAAGAGGAAGCGUAUGAACGCAGAAAGCUGGAAAGGAAACUCAGGGACAAGGAAGCAGCCUAUCAGGAGCGUCUAAAAAACUGGGAGCUAAGGGAGAGAAAGAAGGCACGGGAUUACGCCAAGGAGGCCGAGAGGGAAGAUGAACGCAGACGGGAAAUGAUGAAAGAGGGCAAACGGUUGAAAGAGUUUCUUGAAGACUAUGAUGAUGACAGAGAUGACCCCAAGUACUAUAGGGGCAGUGCGCUGCAGAAGCGGCUCAGAGACCGAGAAAAGGAGAUGGAGGCAGACGAGCGUGACAGGAAGAGGGAGAAGGAGGAGCUGGAGGAGAUCAGACAGAGGCUGUUAGACGAGGGACAUCCAAACCCAGACGCAGAGCUACGCAGGAUGGAGGAGGAAGAGGAGGAGCGUCUGAGACAACCUCCCAUCGUUCAAGAGCCGGAGCCCGAGGAGGAACGGGAACGCCACAGGGGUUCAAGAGACCACCGGGACCGGAGACAGGAACAGGAAAGAGCAGAACCUCGAUCACGGCUCGCCCACUUAGAUGACGAGGUGGAGGAGGGUGAGGAAGAUGUUUAUGACAAUGAUGAAGAUAACCCCGACACAAAACCUUGCUUGAAGCCCACAAUGCGGCCAAUCACAGCAGCACCGUCAGUGUCGUCGGCUAGUGGCGGCGCGUCCCCCAACACACCCGGGGACGAGUCGCCCUGCGGCAUCAUCAUCCCCCACGAGAACUCACCCCCUGAGGCCCUGCCGCAGGAGGAACACCGGCCAAAGAUUGGCCUCAGUCUCAAACUGGGUGCCUCAGGAAGCCCCAGUCAACCCAACGUAGGUAAGAGGAAGAAGCUGCCUGUGGACAGCGUCUUCGACAAGUUUGAUGACGAAGAGACUGACGAACAGCCUCGCAAGCGGAAGCUGGUGCCCCUGGAUUACGACGAUGACAAGAGCCUCGAGGUGGAUGGGGCCGGGGGCCUCUCCAGCAUAAAGGGGGCCAACACAGAAGAGAAACGUAAACACAUCAAGAGCCUGAUAGAAAAAAUUCCCACAGCAAAGCCUGAGUUGUUUCAAUACCCGCUGGACUGGUCUAUGGUGGACACGACGUUAAUGGAACGACGCGUUCGGCCCUGGAUCAACAAAAAGAUCAUUGAGUACAUUGGAGAGGAAGAGGCGACGUUGGUGGACUUCGUCUGCACAAAGGUGAUGGCUCACAGUAUGCCACAGAGUAUCUUGGAUGAUGUUGCCAUGGUUCUUGAUGAAGAAGCUGAAGUCUUCAUAGUGAAGAUGUGGAGGUUACUCAUUUAUGAAACCGAAGCUAAGAAGAUUGGACUGGGGAAAUAAGCCAAACCACCGAAUGAAGAUCAACUGUUUUCUUUUCAUACAUUGUAUAUAACAGUGUAGCGCAAUUAUGUCACCCCGAAAAAAAGCGACGUGUCCAUACUAGUUCAGACUGUAACUGCAGAUUCUGCUCAUUCUCACAUUUGCACCAGUUGGUCAGGUUUAUUUUCCGCCCCUCUCUGUUUGCAGGUGCUGACUGUGUCGGUGUGCUUUCGUGUAUAUACGUAUAGUACGUCAUUAUUUGACUAUGAUGAAAUAAUUCUCAGAUGAAACUGCGGACUGGCACCCAGGACCAUUGUUGUGUUGCCAGAUAAGCUGUCUUGUUCCUAUAAUUUUAUUUGUAUACAUGCCAACAGACUUUUUGGGAAGAGCCAUUUGUAGGAUUGUUAUGAGCAAUCAAACUUUUUUUUAAGUCUCUAUGGUGUGUUUUUAAAAACAAAUUAGACUUGAGAGUAUGCAUUACUACAACAAGGAUGUGAUCUUUUUUACAGGAUUAUUUAUCUAGGGUUUUGGACACAUCUACGGUUUAUUUCUGUUGAGUUUAUUCAGGGCAGUGUUCAUUGACUCAGAUUUAAUUUGUUGGCAAGUAGACGACUUCAAAGAGCACCUAGUUAUCAAUUGCCAUUUCUACUUACAUACCAAAAUAUAUUGGAUGGGGACAUCCCUGCAGCUGUAAACACACACACACACACACACACACACACACACA
Molecule: messenger RNA, 3316 nt
Organism: Anoplopoma fimbria (sablefish)
Lineage: Eukaryota; Metazoa; Chordata; Actinopteri; Perciformes; Anoplopomatidae
Gene: rbm25b
Product: RNA binding motif protein 25b
Exons: 17
Coding region: 196-2610 (804 amino acids)
Biological process (GO): regulation of alternative mRNA splicing, via spliceosome; mRNA processing
Cellular component (GO): spliceosomal complex
Molecular function (GO): mRNA binding
Source: RefSeq, a predicted model, not a curated record